Molecule: messenger RNA, 831 nt
Organism: Spirometra erinaceieuropaei
Lineage: Eukaryota; Metazoa; Platyhelminthes; Cestoda; Diphyllobothriidea; Diphyllobothriidae
Source: the annotation of a GenBank genome assembly
AUGCGUCAGCUCCGCGAUGGCAUAGUGGCGCGAGUCACGGAAAAUGAAGCUGUUUCAGAAGUCUUCGCAGUGACUAACGAAGUGAAGCAGGGCUGCGUCCUCGCGCCUAUUCUCUUCAGUCUCAUGUUAUCUUCCAUGCUGAUGGACGCCUACAGUAACGAACGUCUCGGGAUCCGCGUCGCCUACAGGACAGGUAGCCACCAUCUCAAUCAGCGACGGAUGCACUUCCAGUCGCUUGUAUCCACAACUGCCGUUCAUGAACUUCUCUUCGUCGACGACUGUGCCCUCGACACCACCUCGGAAGGGGACAUGCAAAGGGGCAUGGAUCUCUUCGCUGCCGCCUGUGAGAACUUCAGCCUGAUCGUCAACACGAAGAAGACGGUGAUUAUGCAUCAACCACCACCCGACGGUGCCUAUGUCACACCCCGAAUCCGCGUGAAGAACGUCCAGCUGUAAGUGGUGGACAACUUCACAUAUCUGGGCAGCACUCUCUCCCGCAACACCAAAGUCGACGAUGAAGUGGCCCACCGCAUUUCCAUAGCCGUCCAAGCCUUCGUCCGACUGCAGACCAACCUCUGGAACCGUCACGGUCUCCACUUCAACAUCAAGCCGAAGAUGUACAAGGCCGUCAUCCUGCCUACGUUGAUGCAUGGAGCGGAGUCUUGGACGACGUACAAGAAUCAGGUAAGCAGACUUAACCACUUCGACCUCAGUUGUUUACGUCGUAUACUGAAGUUGCGGUUGGAGGGCCGGAUCCCCGACACGGAUAUACAGGAGCGGGCGGGAAUCCUCAGCAGUUACUCCACGCUGAGGCAACUGCAACUGCGUUAA